Messenger RNA from Penicillium mononematosum, 1572 nucleotides. Its product is annotated as putative MFS multidrug transporter. The coding region runs from base 1 to 1572 and encodes 523 amino acids. Gene Ontology annotation, cellular component: membrane. Gene Ontology annotation, biological process: transmembrane transport. The record is from RefSeq and is a predicted model, not a curated record. The transcript has 3 exons. NCBI's taxonomy places the organism in Eukaryota, Fungi, Ascomycota, Eurotiomycetes, Eurotiales, Aspergillaceae. Gene Ontology annotation, molecular function: transmembrane transporter activity.
AUGGGCUCGCCAGAAGCCCCUGACCCGGGCAAUAAGGCCAUGCCACAUGAUCCGGAGCAGACCAGAAUAAAUCAAGAGACUGCCGAUUUGGAAAGACUGGGAAGAGAGCGCCCAAAGUGCUUUCGUGGCCCUUGGUCAGAGAUUUCUUUCUGUCUCUCAAUUUUCAUGUCCCAAAUCCUUGCAGAAUACUACAUCUCAGGCUCAAAUGUCCUCCUUCCGACGCUAGUCAAAGAGCUUGAUCUGCCCGAAGCAUCCGCAAUAUGGCCGUCUACCGCAUUAUCCCUGGUCGUGACCUCGACCCUCCUAAUCUUCGGUAGAUUGACUGACAUGUUCGGCGGAUAUAUCAUUUACAGCGGGGGAGCCAUUUGGCUCACCGUAUCCUCGAUCCUAUGCGGUGUCUCGCAAACAUGGCUGAUGUUGAUCAUUUGCCGAGCAUUGCAGGGCUUUGCUCUGGCCGCUUUUCUUCCAUCAGGAAUCAUGGUUCUUGGUAGCACCUACAGACCGGGACCUAGAAAGAAUAUCGUCUUCAGUAUCUAUGGCGCAUGUGCAGCGCUCGGCUUCUUCGUGGGAAUUUUCUUCUCCGGGCUAGCUGGUGAAUAUCUCACCUGGAGAUGGUACUUCUUCAUCGGUGCGAUUCUCUCCGCCAUCACAUCGGUUCUGUCACUCUUCUCCAUUCCCCGCGAUUAUUCCGAGAAGAGACAACUGGGCGUCCAGAUGGAUUGGCCUGGUGCAUGUCUUUCCGUUCCGGCUGCUGUGUUCAUUGUCUUUGCCAUUGCGGACAGUUCCUACGCGCCACAAGGAUGGAAAACGCCGUAUAUCCCUCUGUUCCUCGUUCUUGGGCUCAUUUUUCUCGGGAUAAUGGUUUAUGUGGAAGGAUGGGUCGUGAAAAACCCUCUUCUGCCUGGCGACGUGUUCCGAGUCAAAUAUAUGCUGCCUCUGGUCAUCGCUCUGCUAUUUCUUUACGGCACAUUGGGCAUAUUUCUACUAUAUGCGGUUCUUUACAUGUCUGACAUAAUGGGUGCUUCGCCAAUGCAAAUCGUGGCAUGGGCUGUGCCUAUGGGCGUCGGUGGUCUUAUUCUCUCAGUCGGGGGAGGAAUGAUCUUCCACAAAGUCCCAGGAACAAUACUUAUGUUGAUAUCAUGCCUCGGCUACGUGGGCUCUGGGUUGUUUUUCGCCGUCAUCCCUCUUGGUGGAAAUUACUGGGCUUUCGUAUUCCCGGCGAUGAUAUGCGGAACAGUGGGCAUUGACAUCAGCUUCAAUCUCGCCAAUGUCUUCAUCACGACAAACCUCCCAAAGGCAAGGCAAGGCUUAGCUGGUGCAUUGAUCAACUGCACGCUACACAUGGGAAUCGCCGUGAUGCUUGGUUUCGCGGAUAUUGUUCAUACGCAGACUUCUGAGUUGGGUACUAAGGACAGCUACAAGGCUGUCUUUUGGUAUCAAACAGGACUCGCGAUACUGGGUCUUCUAAUUGUCGUUUUCUUCGUUCGAAUCCGCGAGGCUAAGAGUGAGUUGACGCUUGAUGAAAGAGAAGCAAUGGCAGCGGAGGGAAAUGAAAGAGUUGGCGAGGUCUGA